Messenger RNA from Lingula anatina, 3424 nucleotides. Its product is annotated as protein arginine N-methyltransferase 2. Lineage: Eukaryota; Metazoa; Brachiopoda; Lingulata; Lingulida; Lingulidae. Gene Ontology annotation, cellular component: nucleus. Gene Ontology annotation, biological process: chromatin remodeling; peptidyl-arginine methylation, to asymmetrical-dimethyl arginine. Gene Ontology annotation, molecular function: histone methyltransferase activity; protein binding; protein-arginine N-methyltransferase activity. The record is from RefSeq and is a predicted model, not a curated record.
UUGAAAUCCCCACAAGUAAUAGUUUUUAUUAAAUCUGCGACGCUUAAAUUUGAUUGGGAUUUAAAGUAAAUAUCAAAGUUGUGGAUUCCAUAUGUGGAUCAUGUGCGGGUCAGCUGAUUUAACAGUUAGAGACUACUGAUAGUAGAGAGAUAUUUUUUAAUGGGGAGCGUCUCGCUUGUCCGAAGGGUCAUUGAUCCGAAAAAUGAUACCCAGAACAUGAAACAGAAAUGGCUGAGAAAGAAGCAGUGCAGAGUGAUCAACAAACUCUAGGGGAUGGUGAUAUCGAGGACUUAUGUGUGGCUGUCAGUGAUUUUGCAGGUCUUUCUGAUAAUGAAUUGCAGUUCUCUAGAGGAGACAAGAUCGAGGUUCUCCAAAAGACCUCAGAGCACUGGUGGUGGUCAAGACUUAAUGGUCACUUUGGAUAUGUGCCCACCAAUCAUGUGGUCAGCUUCUCCGACUCCUCCUUUAAGCAGAUUUCAUGGCAGGAUUGUGAUUAUUUUGAAAAUUAUGGCACUUUGAAACUUCAUCUUGAAAUGCUUAGUGACAAACCCAGAACAGAGGCUUACAAAAAGGCAUUCGAGGUAUAUUGCAGGCAUACCAAAGACAAGGUUGUCCUGGACAUUGGUUGUGGUACAGGGAUAUUGAGUAUGUUUGCUGCCACCGUGGGACAGGCAGCAAAGGUUUAUGCCGUGGAGGCUAGUGAUAUUGCUCAUUACACUAAAUCACUAGUGGAUAAAAAUGGCUUGGGUGAACAAAUUACAGUGAUUGAAGGGGAAAUGGAAAACAUUGUUUUACCAGAAAAAGUGGAUUUGAUCAUAUCAGAAUGGAUGGGGACAAUGCUAUUGUUUGAGUUCAUGAUUGAAACUGUGAUAUUAGGUCGAGACAAGUGCCUGAAAGAAGAUGGUGUGAUAUGGCCGUCUGAAGCCCAGUUGUACCUCGCACCAUGCAGUGCUCAGAGUGUGUAUCAAGCUAAGGUCAAGGCCUGGGACAAUGUCUAUGGAUAUGACUUCUCCUCAUUGAGAGAAGAAGCAGUGAAGGAGUUCUUUUACAAACCCAUCUAUAACCAUAAUCUGUCUGAUGAAGACUGCUUAGCAGAGGAAACCUGUAUUCUGCAAUUGAAUAUGAAACACGUCCAGAUACAAGACCUAGAAAAAAUUGACAAGGAUUUUUCAUUUCUAGUUAAGAAAAGUGGACCACUGCAUGGUUUCUGUAGUUGGUUCAGUGUGGGUUUUAGCCAUCCGGAUUCUGACAGCCCCAUGGUAGUAUUAAGCACAGGACCAAAACACAGUCAAACUCACUGGCACCAGCAUCUUUUCAUGUUAGAUGAACCUCUUUCUGUGGCUCCUGACAAUGAGGUUACUGGGAGGAUAACUCUGAUCAGAAAUACAGAGUGGAGAAGACAUCUGACUGUCAUCAUUCAGGGCCAGGUCCUUAAGUCAGUAAACAAAGAAAGAAUUCAGAGUUUUCACAAAGUGUUUCCCCUUUGGAUGGAUCAAGUGUUGAAGGAUGAAUAUAUCAAACCUAAAGACUAAGAAUGAUGGAAAAGGCAGGGCUGGCUGGUUGGUCUAGCGAGAAAAUGCAGCAAUGGUUUGCGGACGUUCGUCAGACCCCCCGCUACCAAGCCGAGUACUUGGGCCGCCUAAGUAAACUGCGGGAGGAACUUAUCAACCAAGAACAGGAAAAUCUCUCCCACGCGAUGGAGAGACUGAGAGUGAAUUCUCUAGGAAGAGAGCACCCGAAACAUCGGGCAAAAAUUAAGAAACCGCCGGACGAAUUUCUUGACACUUUUCCCUAUCGGCAACGCCAGAUUCUUUUGGAAAAGUUGGAGAGGAAUAGACGUCGGGUGGGCCCUGUGCGUCAAAGAAGCCCACCAAAGUUGGAUCCUUUAGAAGGAAAACAGCUUGUAGAACCAUUUCACAGACCAGAGAGAAAUACGAACAGUGCUCCGGAACUGAGUAAUAAAUCUAAAUCAGACGGCGAUCUACAUACACGACUGUUCUCGAAAUCUGUAGACGAGGCAAAACUUGUAAAUUUGCAAAAACUUUUGAAACCGUCGCAAAGUAUACCUAAUUUAGAAAGACGAAUUAUACCCUCUCGACACCAAACGAAUAAACAAUCACCGGCACACAAAGAUAAAAUGGAUUUAACUGUCCACCCAGAACCUCCACAUGGACCUAUCUAUAAGAAAGAUGCUCAAACCGGACUUUUUAAGCGCGUCGGGGCGAGAGCGGUUUCUCGCCAACCGAAAGCACAUUUGGAGCUCGCUCCAACAGCUCAUAGCUACGACCGAGUCACCGAUGUCAUCGAUGCGGUGCGCCAAGCCCAAGAGGAGUACCACGUCAGAGGGCAAUUUUACGUCCCCUCCACCACGCCUGAAUCCGACUUUCAGCCAACGGAGGACCCCUAUCGAGACUGCGUGGAUUCGGAUUGGACAGCGUUUUCUUCCAGCGGCGGUUCGCAUAGACUGGUAAAAUACCCAAAUGAAGAAGAAACCUCAAGAGGGGUGUCAAGAAAGGGGAACAAAAGAUCAGAAACGGAACUCAACAGAGACAGAACACUAGAGGCAAAAAUGAAAGCGAUGUCACGGUCGCACGAAAUCGUAGCCAGUUACACCGAGUUUCCGCGUAUUCCCCCAGAAAAGAAAAGCUUGAUCGUGGAGAUGCCGAACAUUGUUUUCCAACCGGCGACACCGGACCUGUACUCCGUGUACAAUGAUCUUCCACAGUCCAGCCAAUCUCUAAAGAAGGCCUACCGCCAGCAACAGCUUCGCGAGAGAGAAGUUAGUAACCUUUUAGAAGACGUUCAGGAGCUGAAUCAAAUAACCGAGGAACUGCAGACCAAGGUGCUAGAAAGGCAGGCGAGCAAACUUGAAUAAUAAUAAUAAUGGUCUGCACCACAAUAAAGGCGAUUAGUUAUUCCAUUUACUUAACCAGUCUUAUUGUGAAUUGAUUAUUUUUCCGAUGUAAGCCGUCCAGUUUUAUUGAUUAUCAAUAGGGUCCAUUCCCAUGAGUAAAUAUCAGGUCGUUCUCCGUUGCUCAAUCGUUACAGGUUAGACUUACCGAUAAAUGAGAAUGUGUUUCUUCGAAAGUUCUUCUGUCACGAAUCUGUUGAUGAAUGUCAAAUUCUGAACUUCUGUCGAUUACAGACGUCGAGGUCGUGGCUUAUGUUAGGAAUUGGCGUCGGUUAUUUGUUUUUGAUUGGAAAUUUUAGCAGAAAGAAAUCGUGUUAAUUUGAUUGAUAUUUGUUUAAGCGUAUGUGUUUAUGAGCUCAGUUUUAGGUAAAAUGUUCAAAAUGGUGCUAAAGUAACUUCAAGUUGUAUACAUGUGAUACACCUAUAUUUUAAUUGCCCUUUCUUUUAUGCGCUACGUGAAAUGAGAGGUUUAUGUAAAUGUUGUUUCCAGUGCCAAUAAAUACUGAAAAUUUU